GUUUAAUUCAUUUUUACAUUUAAAUUAAUAGUUUUCCAAAAGACGAGGUGUUAUGUGAAAAAUGGGUAACAGCAUUACAAAAAGACUACAAAUUUGAGGUAAAGAAAAGUCAUCGCAUAUGUAGUAAACAUUUUGAUGAACAAGAUUUUAUUAAAAGUACAUUUGGCAAUCUUAUGCUAAAACCAGGAUCUAUUCCAAAAAUAUUUGUUAGUGCUCAACGUUCAUUAUUUAAAGAGAAUGUUCCAAAUACUUUACUAUACAAAACAGACGAAAACAAUUUUGUGAUUGAGCUGCAAAAAGUAUUAGAUGAUCUUCUAAAUGAUGAAGAUACAGCAGAUUUUGGAAAGUGCUUUAAGAGCACAUAUUCACACAGAGCAGAAAAGUGGGCCUAUUUCAAUAGAAAACAUGUUGGUAUUAAUACUAACAUGUACUUUGAAGCACUUCAUAAAUCUAUAAAAUAUUGUUAUUUAGAAGGCAAAAACUGCAAACGUUUAGAUUUAUCGAUUAAUGCCCUAAUGUCAUUAGCAAGAGAUAAAAGUUUUAAAAGAAUCAUUAAAAUUUCAAAACAAAAAAUGUCUCACAAACUGACGCAAAUUAUUGCAGCUCACAAUAAAAGUACAAAAAUUACACCAGACAUGGUUGUUGAAGUGAAUGGUAAUUGGUUGGUUAAUUCCGAGACAGAUAUACAUACUCAAUAUAGAGUCAAAAAAACAACAAUAUCAUGUGAGUGUCUAUUACGGUGUAAUAUCUGUAAAAUAUGUGUACACACUUAUAAAUGUACUUGCAUAAAUAAUGUUAUUUAUUUUAACAUUUGUAAACAUAUACAUGCAUGUGCUAAACGACAGACUGUAACAGAUUCAGAAACAGUACAAAAUGAAAACCAGUCUUUGCCAUUACCAUGUGAUAUAGCUGUCGAUAAUGGAUUUUUACAAAAACAAAAAAAAUUGAAGCAAAAUGAAAAUAUAAUGAAAAACAAUGAAGAAAUUAAAAACAAAUUAGAAAUGAUACUUGGUAUGCAUAGUCGAGCAAAUAUGAAUGAAGAAGAUCAAAUGUAUAUAAUUAAACAGUGCGAUAACAUGUUGACAAUGUUAGGAAAAAAAAUAGAUUUUAAGAAAACAUCAAACUUAGAAUUGACAAGAAAAAGAAAAAUUGAACCACAAGCAAGAUUUAUUUCAAAAAAAAAAGUACCAAAUCAACAUCUAUCAACUCUAUCAUCAAUUGAAGGUACACAAAUUAGAGAGUCGUUGAAAAAUUCCACUAAAUUUUUAACUAUAAGUACUACACCAGCAUUCGAUCAUUCUUAUUUGUAAAUAAUAUUUAAUUAUUUAAUUAUGAUUUAUUUUUUUUUUGACAUAUAUAUGAGGACUUACAACAUGACAAUAUUAAAUUUACAAUUUUUAAAACGUAAAACUUAUUGGAAAUUAUAAUUAUUAUAACUGUAG
Molecule: messenger RNA, 1442 nt
Organism: Acyrthosiphon pisum (pea aphid)
Lineage: Eukaryota; Metazoa; Arthropoda; Insecta; Hemiptera; Aphididae
Exons: 2
Coding region: 174-1310 (378 amino acids)
Source: RefSeq, a predicted model, not a curated record